Molecule: messenger RNA, 1035 nt
Organism: Zingiber officinale
Lineage: Eukaryota; Viridiplantae; Streptophyta; Magnoliopsida; Zingiberales; Zingiberaceae
Exons: 3
Coding region: 1-1035 (344 amino acids)
Molecular function (GO): zinc ion binding
Source: RefSeq, a predicted model, not a curated record
AUGUGUAGGCUGAUUAUCAGUGUUGAUGGUACACAUUUGCGAGGGGCUUAUAAGGGAAAGAUGUUUAUAGUUGUUUCUAAGGAUACAAAGAAUCAUAUAUUACCUGUUGCUUAUGCUAUAGUAGAUGAGGAGACUAUGGUAGUUGGUGUUGGUUUUUUGAACAAUUUAGGUAUUAUGUGGCACAAGAUAGACAAUUAUGUGUUAUUUCUGAUAGACACCAUGUUUAAGAAUAUCACUUUGAAACAUUAUUGUUGGGCUAUUGGCAAUACUACUCAAAGAUGGAAAUUCAACAGAUUUAAGAGACAGAUUAGGGCACUUGAUCCAGCGGCAUGGCAGUAUUUGAGAGAUAUUGACAUAAGGCGGUGGAGUCUUGCUUACGAUGGUAACCAUCGAUGGGGAUGUCUCACAACAAACACUUCUGAGAGUUUGAACAAUGUUUUGCGAGGGGCUAGAUUGUUGCCAAUUAAGGUAGCCCAUCAUUGUAAUACAGCCCUCCCGCCACAUCAUUGGAGCAAAUUCAUGGAGGCUGAAAGACAUGCACAAGGACAUCACAUUGAUGAGUUGAACUAUACAGAUGGAGUGUACAAGAUUGUAACAACAAGACAAUUGAAUGGUAAAGGUGGUCAUGUACACACGGUUCUUUACUAUGAAAAAGAUUGCACAUGCGGAAAGUGGCAGAUGCAUAGAUUUCCAUGUUCACAUGCAAUUGCUGUUUGCCGACAUAGAGGGGAUAAUGCUAUUGACCUUGUGGAUGAAGUUCACACCACAAAGACUUACAUGGCACAAUAUUCUGGCAAGUUUUAUCCUAUUCAUCAUAAGGAUUAUUGGACAAAUCAAGGUUGGGAGAUUCAAGCAGAUUACUCAAGAUUGAUCAAUCAUGAGCGGGGUCGGAGACGUGAAAGUCGAAUACAAAAUGAGAUGGAUCUGAGGCACCCUGAUGAACCUCGUAGAUGUGGAAGAUGCCAUCAAACUGACCACAACAGGAGAAAUUGUCAAAAUACACACCCCAGGGUUGAUAAUGAAGUUGAUAGUUGA